CAGUUUUGCGGAGGUGUCCUGUGUCCUGCCGAGGUCUCCUGUACGGUACGGCACUCCAGCUACUAACGAGGGCGCAGUGGCUCACGGGAUGCUGCUGUCCGUCAGCAACGAUGGCGACCGGUUCAGUGAGGAGUUGUUCUUUACCGUGUACGACUCCGUCUGUCAGGAGUGUACUCAGGGAGGGGACUGUACAUGGAAGCCGGACACUUGCAUUAUCAGAGGACACUGCUUCAGAAAUGGAGACCCAAACCCGGACAACUGGUGUCAACAAUGUCUGCCAAACCUUUCCAACACCACGUGGUCUGAUCGUCCAGUCAACAGCCCUCCCAGGUUCACAAUGACCUCCAACACUAUAACCAAACUUCCUGAUGAAAGUCUGACCAUCACUUUGGGUGCCGAGGAUCCCGAGGGCAGACCUGUGACGUUCCAAACAGCGCCGCCUAGCAGCCCAACCCUGACCGUGCAGCCAAACGGGGAGCUGACUUGGACGGGAGAUCAACCCCUCUCCAUCAACGUCACCAUUACUGACGAGUGCGGGGCGUCCUCCGAACAGACGUUCCACCUCACCAUCAUGGCGUGUCCUUGUGAGAACGGAGGGUCCUGUGUGCCCGACAUGCCCCGCGGACAAGGCUCCUACACCUGCGUGUGUCCUGGGUACACCGGGGACGUGUGUGAAACUGAGCUGGACGAAUGUCAGUCCAACCCGUGUGUGAACGGGACCUGUAUCGACCUCGUGAACGGAUACAACUGUACCUGCGCGGAGGGAUACGUCGGCAGUCGGUGUGACGUGGCCGUUGAGAACAGGUGUGCCCUGGACCCGUGCUUUCCCGACGUCUCCUGCGUCAACUUGGAGGACGGGGGCUACUCGUGCGGACGGUGUCCUUCGGGAUACGUCGGGAACGGGUACGAAUGUGAAGACAUCAACGAAUGUGAAACCGACACACACGGCUGUCUACAUAUCUGCAGGAACCUGCCUGGGUCCUACAAAUGUGCCUGUACUGCCGGAUUCAUCUUGAUCGCUGAUAACUGUCUAGAUUUGGACGAGUGUGAUUUAGAGAUCCACGAGUGUUCUCACGACUGUACCAACACGGACGGGUCGUACACCUGUGAAUGUCCGGAUGGGUUCGAACUCAAUGUGGACGGAAGGACCUGUGACGACGUGAACGAGUGCGCCAGCUCCCCCUGUCAGAAUGGAGGCGAAUGUCAGGAUGAAGUCAACCAGUACACCUGUUCGUGUGCCCGCGGUUGGUUUGGACCACACUGUGAAGAAGACAUAGACGAAUGUUUAGUGACGAAUCACGGCUGUGAGCACGAGUGUGUGAACACCCCGGGCAGUUACGGCUGUUCCUGUCCCACAGGAUACGUCCUAGGGGACGAUGGAAAAUACUGCGAAGGUCAGUAG
Branchiostoma belcheri (Belcher's lancelet) is the source of this 1402-nucleotide messenger RNA. RefSeq names its product neurogenic locus Notch protein-like. The record is from RefSeq and is a predicted model, not a curated record. The transcript has 7 exons. Gene Ontology annotation, molecular function: calcium ion binding. The coding region runs from base 89 to 1402 and encodes 437 amino acids. Lineage: Eukaryota; Metazoa; Chordata; Leptocardii; Amphioxiformes; Branchiostomatidae.